AUGCAUGCAAACAAGAGUUCUCCACUGAGAAAGAUGGAUGACGGCGAGGCGGACCUCACCGUCGACCUGUAUCCAUUCAUACGCGAAUACAAAGGCGGCCGUGUGGAGCGCUUCCUGCGCAGCCCAUUCGUGGCAGCGUCGGAGGACGCGGCUGCCAACCGUGGCGUGGCAACGAGGGACGUCGUCGUCGACGAAAACACCGGAGUAUCGGCACGCCUGUUUCUUCCCUCCAACGCAGCUGCCGCUGCUGCCACCGGCGGCGAGAGGCUCCCCGCCAUCAUGUACGUCCACGGCGGAUCCUUCUGCACGGAGAGCGCCUUCUGCCGCACGUACAACAACUACGCCAGGUCACUCGCCGCGCGCGCCGGGGCGCUCGUCGUGUCCGUUGAGUACCGUCUCGCGCCGGAGCAUCCCGUCCCUGCGGCCUACGACGAUGCAUGGGCGGCGCUCCAGUGGGUGGCGUCCGUCUCUGACCCCUGGCUCUCCGACUACGCCGACCCCGGGCGCACGUUCCUCGCCGGCGACAGCGCCGGCGGGAACAUCGUCUACAACACGGCGGUGCGUGCGGCCAGCGGUGGUGGCACUGGAAACCACGUCGACAUCGAGGGGCUUGUCAUCGUGCACCCGUACUUCUGGGGCGUCGAGCGGCUGUCCAGCUCCGAGCUAGUCUGGGACGGGGUCGCCAUGUUUACGCCCGAGUUCAUCGACAGGGUCUGGCCGUUCGUUACGGCGGGCCGUCUCGAGAAGUACGAUCGCCGGGUCAAUCCUCUCGACGAGGAGGUCGCCUUGCUGACAUGCCGGCGUGUGCUGGUCGCCGUCGCAGAGAAGGACAGCUUGCGUGACCGCGGGCGCCGGCUAGCGGCCCGCGUGCGUGACUGCUGCGCGUGGGCGGAUGAUGAGAACGCGGUGACAUUGGUGGAGUCGGAGGGCGAAGACCAUGGCUUCCACCUGUACAACCCACUCCGUGCGACGAGCAAGGUUCUCAUGGAGGCCAUAGUGCAGUUCAUCAACCAGCCCACCGCCAUGCCAUUGCCGGCCGCUUUGCUGCCGGAGCUGCACGAGCUGCAUGCAUGCGGUGGUAACAAGAAGCCAUCUGCUGGUGACAUGGGCUCAUGCUUCCCUAUGCUAGGCGUGCCUACUAGGCCGUAUAUGGACGUAUUUGGUUAUGGCAUGGCCAUGAAAGCUUCGAGUGUCCCACAAGGUAUGACACGUACUAGCUGCUUACACAUUGGUGGACUGGGGAGAAGAGCAUCCAAGACUAGAUACGGGUUACCUUUGAGCCAUGCCAUCAGGCAUGACAAGACCAACAUGAGGUUCUCGUUCUCAGCAUCAACAGCUCCGGGGAGUUGUGUUUUUCACAACUUCAUCUAG
Molecule: messenger RNA, 1371 nt
Organism: Aegilops tauschii subsp. strangulata
Lineage: Eukaryota; Viridiplantae; Streptophyta; Magnoliopsida; Poales; Poaceae
Product: probable carboxylesterase 3
Molecular function (GO): hydrolase activity
Source: RefSeq, a predicted model, not a curated record